This is a messenger RNA of Oikopleura dioica, 2130 nucleotides long. The record is from the annotation of a GenBank genome assembly. Lineage: Eukaryota; Metazoa; Chordata; Appendicularia; Copelata; Oikopleuridae.
AUGAGAAACGUGAUAAAAUGGGCGAUCGGCAUCGGCUGUGCCUGUGCAGUUGGCUUGGCUAUCGGCCUGGGGGUUGGGCUCAGCGGCGGUUCUGAUGAAGCUGAUCCUCCAAUGCGCGAGGGCGGAUUCAAGGUCGAAACGGAAAAUGGCCCUGUUAUCGGUUUCGAGUGGGACCCCAAUGAGAAAAUGGAAGGCGUCUGGGCAAACAAACAGCACAAUUCCGUCAGCUUCAAGGGCAUUCCAUACGCCCAGCCGCCCGUCGGCAACUUGCGAUGGCGACAUCCACGACCCGUUGAAUCCUGGGAAAAGCCAAUUGAAGCAAAGAACUUCCGAUCUAUUUGUCCACAAAAAUGCCAUGGUCCACCGGGAAGUUGUGACAUCAGCGAAGAUUGUCUGUAUUUGAACGUCUAUGUCGAAAAACGAACUUUGCCGAGCGCGAAUGUUCGGGAUGGACGAAAAGUUCCCGUUGCGAUUUGGUUCCAUGGUGGGGCUUUUGCUUGGGGUUCAGGAAGCUCGCCACUGUACGAUGGAAAGUUCAUCACGGAACGAAUGGAUAUGGUCGUCGUUACAGUCAACUACAGACUCAGCGCUUUCGGCUUUUUGGCCCUCGAAAUGAACGAAGACGAGCGAAGCCAUGCGAACGUUGGCUUUGGCGAUCAGCAGCUGGCCGUCGAGUGGGUCCGUCAAAACAUCGAGCAGUUCGGAGGAGAUAGCGAGAAAAUUAUGAUAUUUGGUCAAUCUGCUGGGGGAGUGUCCACGACGCUGCAUCUACUCGAGACUCCGGGCAUCAACUCUGUAAACAUCCACUCAAAUCCACUCGCCAUUCCCGUCAAGGAACACUGGGAGGGACAACGGCAAUUCCAGCAGUUCGCGGAGCUCGCUGGCUGCUACGAUUCUGACGAUCGAAUGGGCUGCCUUCGAAAGAUUCCAAUGUACAACAUCACUCACGAUAUCGUCCCAAAUAUGCCCACAAUUCAUUCUCCCCGCCUUCUCCUUGCUGCGAUGCCGUUUUCUCCCGUCAUCGACCACGUGAUCAUCAAGAAGCAGCCUUACAUCAAGCUCAUGGAAGGCGACUACGACCAGUCCCGGAACAUCAUGAUUGGAAAUACAGAGCAUGAAACAGAAAUCUUCAUCCGUUCAAUCUGGCCAAAAGGACCAAUCAAUGGUGCAACCUACGAACUUGCAGUAAGAGCGAUCAUCCAGCAUAACGAAACUGCUGAUGCAUUUUUGGAACAAUAUCCAGCUGCCUGCAAGGAAGACAAGCCAAGUGGGAAGUCUAUUUCAGUUGAAGAUUGCAAGAAGGGGCUUUGUGAUGCUCUCGGCCUCGAAGGAGUUGCUUGUUCAGCUGUUGAUGGCACUUUGACAACACUUUGUGAAGCAGUUAAUACGAAUCUUCCUUGCAUUGGCGAUGAUGGCCCAGAUGAGCGAGAUACCUUUGAAGAGCCCGGAACUGAAUGGAUUUUCUCUUGUCCGACCAAUCAGAUUCUUCAAAAAGCAUCCAAGCCAACUUAUCGGUGGCACUUUCGAGCUCCAAUGAUUGCAGAUAUCUCCCAAGUUGGUGGUUUUCAAGGAAUUCCUGACACAGAAUCAAGAGUUCCAUCUUUCAAGUCCGCUCUUUUGGGUAAAAUCGGCGGUCAGAAUCGGGAAGCAGGAGCGGAUGAGUAUGAAAAUUGCAAAUAUAUGAGUUGCCAUGCGGCUGAGCUCAGUUACAUAUUCGCAAUUGAGGAACAGUUUGACUGCAAAAAAUUCGAUGAAAUUCACGGCGACGACCAAAAAUUUAUCGAAUGUGAUGAAAAUAACAAUGUUUUGCCUUACGGAAUGACUUCUGAAAACAUGCAGCUUUUGGAGCGAUUCAUGAGCCGCUACUGGGCGAAUUUCGCCCGAACUGGCGAUCCAAAUGACUCCACUGGCGCUCAAUAUUCCGAAGAGCAAAAAGCACAAUACGAAAAAGACGGGUCUCUCCCGAAAUGGGAUGCGUUUGGCAACGAGCUGACAACUCUGCAUCUCGGCUACAACACAAGAACCCCUGGCUACACUGGAAAUGACGAUCAGCUGAUUGUCGAGGAGAAAAAUUGGAAGAAGGAUAUUUGCGAAUUUUGGGACUCGUUGGAUAUUUAUGCCAAUCACUGA